Lynx canadensis (Canada lynx) is the source of this 2580-nucleotide messenger RNA. It is a transcript of the gene GPR149, whose product is annotated as G protein-coupled receptor 149. Gene Ontology annotation, biological process: neuropeptide signaling pathway. The record is from RefSeq and is a predicted model, not a curated record. Gene Ontology annotation, cellular component: membrane; neuron projection. Gene Ontology annotation, molecular function: neuropeptide binding; G protein-coupled receptor activity. The transcript is spliced from 5 exons. The coding region runs from base 1 to 2208 and encodes 735 amino acids. Lineage: Eukaryota; Metazoa; Chordata; Mammalia; Carnivora; Felidae.
AUGUCUGGGUUUUCCAGUAACUUAUCAACAAAUGACUCUACCCUGUGGAAAGAAAAUCAUAAUUCGACGGACCUUUUAAAUCUGCCAGGAACUCUGAAUAUCUAUCUGUUUUGCCUGACAUGCUUAAUGACUCUUGCAGCGCUGGCAGGCAGCAUUUAUUCACUAGUUUCCCUGCUGAAAACGCACAACAGAACCGUUGUGUCCAUGCUUGUGGCUUCCUGGUCUGGGGAUGAUCUCAUGAGUGUCCUGUCGGUGACCAUCUUCCUGUUUUUGCAGUGGCCAAACCAGGUCCCUGAUUACUUCCAGGCUCUGUGCACCACCUCUGCCUUACUAUAUUUAUGCCAGGGCCUCUCGAGCAACUUAAAGGCGACUCUCCUAGUCUCCUACAACUUUUACUCGAUGCACAGGGCUGUGGGGAGCCAGGCAGCCUCCAGAAGAUCCGGCCAGGUGCUCGGCUUGGUGCUGACCGUGUGGGCAGCCAGUCUGCUGCUCUCGGCGCUCCCGCUGUGCGGCUGGGGCACCUUCGUGCGCACGCCGUGGGGCUGUCUGGCGGACUGCUCCAGUUCCUACGUGCUGCUCCUCUUCGCUGUGUACACUUCGGCCUUCGGACUCCUCGCCGGCCUCUCUGUCCCGCUCACUCACCAGUUGCUGUGUUCGGAGGAGCCGCCGAGGCUCCACGCCAACUACCAGGAGAUUUCCCGCGGAGCUUCCACUCCUGGGACCCCUCCAAGUCGGGGGGGAGUGCUUUCCUUGUCUCCAGAUGAUGCUCCCGGCCCUGCGCUGCGCUGUUCUGGGGGAUGCUCCCCCAGCUCCGACACUGUGUUUGGACCGGGUCCACCAGCUGCCGCUGUGGUUGGAGCCUGCAGGCGUGAGAACCGGGGGACUCUCUAUGGCACCAGGAGCUUCACCGUGAGCGUAGCGCAGAAGCGCUUCUCUUUGAUCCUAGCGCUGACGAAAGUCAUCCUUUGGCUGCCCAUGAUGAUCCACAUGAUGGUCCAGCACGUGGUAGGGUUUCAGAGCCCUCCCUUCGAGACACUCAGCUUUCUACUAACCCUGCUGGCCACCACUGUAACCCCAGUGUUUGUCUUGUCCAAACGCUGGACCCAUCUGCCCUGUGGCUGCAUCAUCAACUGUAAGCAGAACGCAUAUACAGUGGCAUCUGAUGGGGAAAAAACCAAGAGGAGAGGCUUUGAAUUCAAUCUGUCAUUCCAAAGGAGUUAUGGGAUUUAUAAAAUAGCACGUGAAGAUUACUAUGAUGAUGAUGAAAAUUCUACAUCCUAUCACAAUCUCAUGAAUUCUGAAUGCAAAACUACAAAAGACUCUCAGAGAGACACUCAUAAUAUCUUUAAUGCCAUAAAAGUGGAAAUCAGCACCACACCCUCUCGGGACAGUUCUGUACUAAAAGGGAUCAACAAAUGCACAAAUACUGAUAUUAUGGAGGCUAAACAGGAUUGCCACAGUGGAAAGGGUGUUGAUCCACUGAUUUCUGAAGAAACAGGAGGUGAUACAAACUAUGAAGAAACCACCUUUUUGGAAGGGCCAGAAAGAAGACUUUCUCAUGAGGAGAGUCAGAAACCAGACCUUUCAGACUGGGAAUGGUGUAGGAGUAAAUCAGAAAGAACCCCUCGUCAGCGUUCUGGUGGUGCCCUUGCCAUUCCCUUGUGUGCAUUCCAGGGGACUGUGUCUCUCCAAGCACCUACAGGGAAAACCCUAUCUCUUUCUACCUAUGAGGUAAGUGCUGAAGGACAAAAGAUAACCCCAGCCUCUAAGAAAAUAGAAGUCUAUCGAUCCAAAAGUGUUGGCCAUGAACCAAAUUCAGAAGAUUCUCCCUCCACAUUUGCGGACACCAGUGUGAAAAUACACUUGGAAGUUCUUGAAAUUUGUGAUAACGAAGAAGCCUUGGAUACCGUGUCAAUCAUUAGCAACAUCAGCCAGUCCUCUACACAGGUCAGAUCUCCAUCCCUACGCUACUCGAGGAAAGAAAACAGAUUCGUUUCUUGUGAUUUAGGGGAAACAGCCUCAUACUCUCUCUUUUUACCUACAAGUAAUCCUGAUGGUGAUAUCAACAUCUCCAUUCCGGACACUGUUGAAGCACACAGGCAGAACAGUAAAAGGCAGCAUCAAGAGAAGGAAGGCUACCAGGAGGAAAUCCAGUUGUUAAAUAAAGCUUACAGAAAAAGAGAGGAAGAAGGCAAGGGUAACUUGUGAUCAUUUGGUCUAAUAAAGGCAAGAACGAAUCUGCAAGUUCAAACUACUUAACACUUUUGUUCUGAGGCUAUUUGAUUUCCUUUAUAACCUGUUGGUUUACAUAAGCAUUACAGAUUUAGUAGUUAAUUGUUUUUAGGAGGAGCAGCUAGAACUAGUGUAAACACUUAAGUGCUUUUGAUGUAUUACCUGUAGAUCACACACUGUGGUAUUUAAAGGUUUGUUUCUUAUCUGAUUCCUAGGCUGUUUUCUAGAUCAAAUAUCAGCCUCAUAUACUAACGUUUUUGCCUAUUUGUCAUCUUCAGAGUAAACAGAAAGUUGUAUAAAUUCAAUAAAUAUAUUAUUCCCAUUCUCAUGUUUCAACACGUAAUACUA